Messenger RNA from Monopterus albus (swamp eel), 2385 nucleotides. It is a transcript of the gene slc5a9, whose product is annotated as solute carrier family 5 member 9. Lineage: Eukaryota; Metazoa; Chordata; Actinopteri; Synbranchiformes; Synbranchidae. Gene Ontology annotation, molecular function: D-glucose:sodium symporter activity. Gene Ontology annotation, biological process: transmembrane transport. Gene Ontology annotation, cellular component: plasma membrane. The record is from RefSeq and is a predicted model, not a curated record. Bases 485 to 2260 code for a protein of 591 amino acids. The transcript has 17 exons.
AGGAGAAACACCGGAGAACUGAGGGUCUAUUAGAAGACAAGCAAUCUGGAAGAUUGGAAUCAACAUGUCUACCGGACAUACUACAGAAUCUUCAAUAAAGGCAGCAGCUACUCUGGGUUGACCACUGCAACACCUUCAGGCAGAGGUCUCAGUUUGGAUGCUGCUGACAUCGCUGUGGUUGUUGUCUACUUUAUCUUUGUGAUGGUGGUUGGAAUCUGGAUUCUCUCUCUCACAGUUGAGGUGUACCUACGAUGAAAACUACAGAACUGUCAAUUCUCUAAGAACCACGUCACAGUUUAGGUUUCCAUUUGCCAGAAAAAUGCCCAAGCACAUCUACUACGAAAAUGAUCUGCAGUUUAAGCGUUGAGAGAUCGCUGCAUCCUGGGAGCUCAUCCCUGGUUGGAGUCACUGGGCUGAUUUAUCCAAUUCAUCAGUGCGAGCCAAUCGCAGUACUAUAGGGGGGUACUUCCUGGCUGGCCGUUCAAUGACCUGGUUUCCUAUUGGAGCCUCUCUGAUGUCCAGCAAUGUUGGCAGCGGUUUGUUUAUUGGUCUAGCAGGAACAGGAGCAGCUGCAGGCAUCGCUGUCGGGGGAUUUGAAUGGAAUGCAGCGUGGGUUCUAGUGGCUCUUGGUUGGAUUUUUAUCCCUGUCUACAUUGCUGCUGGUGUGGUGACCAUGCCAGAAUACCUUGCCAAACGCUUCGGGGGCAAGAGGAUACGCAUAUAUAUGUCUGUGUUGUCACUGAUCCUCUACAUCUUCACCAAAAUAUCUACAGAUAUCUUUUCAGGGGCAUUGUUUAUCCAGGUGUCACUGGGCUGGGAUCUUUAUCUGUCCACAGGUAUACUGCUGCUGGUCACUGCUGCUUACACUGUGGCAGGUGGUUUAACAGCAGUGAUCUAUACCGAUGCGCUCCAGACUCUGAUCAUGGUCGGGGGAGCCUUUGCACUAAUGUUCAUAGCAUUCUCCAGAGUUGGCUGGUAUGAAGGCCUUGUGAACCAUUACAUGUCCGCUGUUCCCUCAGUGACAGUCACCAACACCACCUGCCACCUACCUCGUAGCGAUGCCUUCCAUAUGUUCAGAGACCCUGUGUCGGGGGAUUUACCAUGGCCAGGUCUGGUGUUUGGGCUCACAGUACUGGCAACGUGGGUUUGGUGCACUGAUCAGGUUAUAGUCCAGCGGUCUCUGUCAGCCAAGUCUUUGUCUCAUGCCAAAGGAGGCAGUGUGCUGGGAGGCUACCUUAAACUGCUGCCCAUGUUCUUCAUUGUCAUGCCAGGCAUGAUCAGCAGAGCACUGUUCCCAGACGAGGUAGGUUGUGUGGAUCCGGUGGUGUGUCAGAGUGUGUGUGGAGCUUCUGUCGGUUGUUCCAACAUUGCUUAUCCUAAACUAGUGGUAGAGCUAAUGCCUGUGGGCCUUCGUGGUCUGAUGCUAGCAGUGAUGUUAGCUGCUUUGAUGUCAUCUCUCACCUCCAUCUUUAACAGCAGCUCCACUUUGUUUACACUGGACCUUUACCACCGAGCCCGGCCUAAAGCGUCUGAGAGGGAACUCAUGAUUGUUGGAAGGGUGUUCAUCCUGGUCUUGGUGUGUGUUAGUCUUUUGUGGAUUCCAGUCAUCCAGACAGCCAACAGUGGACAGCUGUUUGACUAUAUCCAGUCAGUUACCAGCUUUCUAGCCCCCCCCAUUACCGCUGUGUUCCUAAUGGCUAUCUUCUGGGAACGUACCAAUGAGCAGGGUGCAUUCUGGGGUCUGAUGACUGGACUUGUGGUAGGAAUGGUCCGCAUGAUCAUGGAGUUCUCCUACGCGCCUCCUUCCUGUGGUCAGCCUGAUCAUCGGCCUGCUGUCCUGGCUGAUGUCCACUACCUGUACUUUGCUCUCAUCCUGUUGGCUCUCAGCUGCAUUAUCAUUGUUGUUGUCAGCCUGGCUACUGCCCCAAUACCUAAACAACAUCUGUACAGGCUGACCUGGUGGUCCAGAUAUAGCCAAGAGCCUCGGAUCGACCUCGCAGGUCUCCAGAUAACUUCUGACUCAGUGAACUCUGACGCUCACUCUGACGCUCACUCUGACCAGGUGCCAGAGUCCUGGUGGUGCAGAGCUGCUCUUCGGGUUUGUGGUCUGACAGGUACGGGUUCUGGCUCCAAACCCCAAGUGAGUGAAAACAGUGAACUGAACUCCCUCCAGGAGGAGCCGCUCUGGAGUAGAGUCUGCAGUGUUAACGCCCUGCUGCUACUUGUUGCCAAUGUUUUUCUCUGGGGCUACUUUGCUUAAUGUGUAGUUUACAUCAAACCCCCAACAGGUUGUUAUGAGUAAGAUGAGACUAGUGUGUUGAGCUGGUGUUUGAUCUUAAACUGAGAAUGUUUCAGGAAACAAAAGAAAUAAAUGAAAUAACCCAA